Molecule: messenger RNA, 972 nt
Organism: Malassezia japonica
Lineage: Eukaryota; Fungi; Basidiomycota; Malasseziomycetes; Malasseziales; Malasseziaceae
Exons: 2
Coding region: 1-972 (323 amino acids)
Source: RefSeq, a predicted model, not a curated record
AUGGCGAAGCGGCCGCGUCCGAGGAAGCGCUCGUCGAAGAAGGCCGGCGGCGAAGGCGAAAGUGGGAAUGCAGAGGUGGCGAGUGUAGAGAAGGGUGUUGAGAGUGUGCCCAAGGCCGAGGCCACGGUCGCGCCCGAGGCAGAAGCCACUGCGCAGCCCGCCGAAGCGGUGCAGCCCGCCGAUGCGGCGCAGCCCGCCGAAGCCGCCAAGCCUGCCGAGCCCAUUCCGACCCCAAUGCAGGAUGAUGCGGACGACAGCGAUGACGAUACAGGUCCGCAAAAGAAGCGCAAGCGUACGCGCAAACGCAAGAACCCCUACGCCGAGCCCAAACUGGGGCCGGCGCCCGAGUCGGUCGAAGGCACGAGCGAGGCUGCCCAGCGCGCCAUUGCCUACGCACAGGCAUACCUCAAGGACAAGGAGUCGUGGAAGUUUUCCAAGCCCCGCCAGAACUGGCUGGUGCGUCACAUUCUCUGGUCGCAGCCGAUUCACGAGGCGGCUUCGGAACUGAGUGCGCUUCCGGAAGCAACGCGCAACGCGUUGCCGCAGGAUGUCCAGACGACGCUUGUGGCUGCCUUGCAGCUCCCUGAAGGGGGCGCGUGGGUGCCGGAUGAGCACGUGUCGGUCGUCUCGGUCUACUUGCAGAGCAUUAUGGGUCUCGCGAAACAGCGCAUGCUCGACUCUCUUACUGACGCGUCCGAGGCGACGAUCCCGGAUGCGCCGCCCGCACUCCUUGAGCAAGCCAAGCGCCAGGCGAUUGUUGGCGAGGCGCAGUCCGACGCCAAGCCGGCCGAGCAGCCCGAGGACGAGGCCGAGGCCAAGACGGAAGGCGAGCAGCUUGCCGCCGACGCCCAAGCAGCGUCCGAUGCUGCAGAACAAGCGAAGGCGUACAGUCUCGCGCGUACCUGGUGUACGCUGCGUGCGGCGCGUGCUGCCGAGGCCCUGCAGUGGAUCCAAGCGCGCGAAGCUGCCUAG